UGAAGUCAAAGAAAGGCUGUUCAACCAUUUUAUCUCGCCCACAGUUUGCAGGAUCAUUGUCUUGUUUUCUCGGCUUUGAUCAGCUAAUCAUACACCUUUGGCUUGUUCCCGGAUGAAAGUAUUUUAAGACUUGCACUUGGUGGAGAGCCAAUUAUGGAUGCAAGUGAUUGGAGAGCUGAAAUGCAGCCUGGUGCUUGUAAAAAUGGUGUCCAACAGAUGUACCCAGCAAUUUGGUAUCAAGGCUAGUAGUUCAUGACUCCAAAAAGGAUUUGUGGAGGAUUCUGACUAAGGGUUUAGACUGGGAUACAAAUGAGUAAAGUGUUGUGGAGUGUGGUCAUCAGAUGUUGACCCUCCAAGAGAGUCAAUUGAUGGAAUUUAGGUGAUAUGGAAUUCCAAGUCCCGAAUUCAGCUGCUUGGGAUGCUCUAUGGAGUACUUAAGGCGGUUUGUUUUCCCACUUCAUUUUCUAGCUUUUGAAAGAGGACACCCCUAGUCCCCGCCUAACUGUCCAUUAGCUUCUAAUAUGUUAUUGAGUUGAUUUCAUCAUAUUCAACCACCUGUUACAUGUACUUGUAAAGAGCCGAGCUUAAUGAGUCACUUCAGCUAUUUUUAUUCUUUUUUUCUUUUGUUGUUUUUUCUAGUUUCUGGGUCAUUUACUCAUGAAAAUCUCAGUAAUUGUCAGGAAAGAAAAAUUGGUCAUUGGUAGUAUCUAUUUGUGUAAUUCAUAUCACAAUUUGUUUUCUAUGUGUCUUUUUUUAAGUUGAAAGUAAAGAGGGAAUUGAAAUUAAAUGUUGAUAAUGUAUUUUCGUUUGAGGCAUAGUUAUUAAUAGCUUUACAGCUUGUAACUCACCGCAAUGCAACCUUACAAUGUGCCAAUUAUCUAGCACGACAACUUUCAUAUAGCCUUUUUGUAGCUAUGCUAUAGGAGCUACUAUGUGUAGCUGUAAUUAGAACAACAUAUAAAUAGGGGAACAAAUAGUCAUUAUUUAUGUGAUUUUACAGAGGCGAGAAUCGGAGAUUCACUUGACUCUUCCUUGGACAACCAAAUAUUGAAUGAUUUUGUUAUCAUUAAUCAUAUUUAGAGCAUGAGAAGAGGGCCAAUCUCUUCUCAUCCUCCUAAAAUGGUUGAUGAACAAAUGAAACCUUUGAAAAUGAAGAGAAGAUUGAAGGAUUGCCUGUUGACAAUCAUUAUGAUGAUAUUUCAUUUGAUGAAUAAGAGGAAUUGAUUGGCAUAUAUUAUUCUAAAGCUUAGACUAAAAAAAUUUGCAAAGCGCUGAUGCAUUGAGUUGAGUACUGAAUAUUGUUAUUUAUGGAUAAUUAUUAGCAGACUUUUUUUUUAUUGCUUUACACUUUGAGUGAUUAUAUAUAUAUAUAUAGAUAUAUACUCCCUCUAUUAAAAAAUAUAAGGUAUUUUUUGAGGAGUUGAAUGUUCAAAAAUGUAAAGCAUUUUUAGCCUUUCGAGGUGUAAUAAUUGCCUUUUUUUCAAAAGUGCCCCUAUUGAUGAAUGACUUUAUAUUUAUUGUAGCGUAUUUAAUAGGGGUAAAUAUGAAAAGAUAGAGUUAGUUUGAAAGUAGGUAACUAAUUACUUUAUUGCAGGAUGAAAUUCGGUUAAAAAUGCCUUAUGUUUUUAAAUGGAGGGAGUGUAUGUUAGUGAUUUAUCAAUUAUAUUUGGGGUUCUUUAAAUGUGCUACUAUAUAAUGAGGAUGUUAUUCGCUUUGGAGCCUUUGAUUGUUUAAGAACACUCUUCACCAUCUUAUGACUUGAAAGUGAACUGUCCUUUUGGCUAUGAAGAAUGAAUGCAGUAAAGCUAUAUUACCAUUAUGAUGAUGAAGACGGCCUGCAAGAACUUAAAAAAAUUUCUCAAAAUUUUGAGCAAAAGACUUUUGCUGGUGCAACAAGCCAGGGAAAAUGCAAGAACAGGUUUACCAAAAGAUCCUAGUGUUGAAGGAAAUGUACUUGCCAGAAUUGAAUGAAGUGUACCAGAAAAUUGCUAAUAAACUUCAGCAGGUUGACUCUCUCCCACAGCAAGCAAAGUCAGACAAAUAUGAGAAACUGAAGAUAUUCAAAACAAUGUUGGAGCGUGUUGUGGCAUUCCUGCAUGUUUCUGAGAGUGACAUAUCUCCUGGCAUGAGCAAAAAAUUACCUUCAUAUGAGAAGCAGAUUAUCAAUUUUAUAAAUACGAUUAGGCCAAAGAGUAAUCUACCAGUGCAAAUUCCCAUCAUCUCCCCAAGUUCUGUAGCAUCAUCUAGUAGCAAAUGCACCAUCAUGAUGGAUGAUUACUGGUCAUGUUAUGGUAUGGAGGUGUGAAUUUUAGAGUUGACAUUGCAAUCUUUGAAAGAUGAAUCUUUUUACUUUGUCAGAAGAUGGCAGCCUUCAUCAACUUCUUGUUAAUAAUUUAUAACUUGAUUAGUGUA
Messenger RNA from Prosopis cineraria, 2412 nucleotides. Its product is annotated as mediator of RNA polymerase II transcription subunit 15a-like. The record is from RefSeq and is a predicted model, not a curated record. Lineage: Eukaryota; Viridiplantae; Streptophyta; Magnoliopsida; Fabales; Fabaceae. The transcript has 6 exons. The coding region runs from base 1907 to 2305 and encodes 132 amino acids. Gene Ontology annotation, molecular function: transcription coactivator activity; chromatin DNA binding.